Messenger RNA from Seminavis robusta, 3831 nucleotides. The record is from the annotation of a GenBank genome assembly. NCBI's taxonomy places the organism in Eukaryota, Bacillariophyta, Bacillariophyceae, Naviculales, Naviculaceae.
CACAGGUCAUUUUCGACUGGUCACCAUUAAAAUUUUUAGGUGACCUAAUCAAGCAUUCGCGUGGAUCUUUGCAAUUCGCGUUUUCCGGUGGCUCGCACCCUGAAAGCUUCAGACUGCUCUUCAACUCCUCUGCUCUCAUCACAACUUCCUAACAUCUACUAGCUAGUAUGUAAAUAGCGCUCAGAAGUGAAAAAGUGGAAUCUAAUUCGUUCGUUGACCAUGGAGGGAGAUAAAGCAGAGGCGAGAGCGUCCGGUACAAUGGAGCCAAGAGAGCCGUCAUCUGAAGACAAUGCAGGCGCAGGGGAUACAUCAGAAGAUGUCCGCGUUGUUAAUUUGGAAGAACUGGAGCGUGAUAUCCUGAGCUUAAUGGAGCGAGGAGGGGACCAAAACGAGGCGCUGAAGCUUGAAAUCCAGGGCUUGAUGCUGAAGCAUAAAGGACUUGGUCCCCCCUCGGUGAUGGUGUCCAACGACGAAGUGAUUGCCAACAAGAUGGCCAAGGCAACCGCUCGGCCGAUAAAUAAUCGGCAAGAUGCACCGAGCAAUGUGGAACCGGCUUCGAUUGGGAACGAUCGGGAAAAUAGUCGUCCUGAAGUUCGGCAAAGACCAAACGGUAACGUUUUGACACCCGCUUCUUUGCAACGGCUACCCACCGACAUGAUGCCCCAGCCAAUGCCAGCUCCCGACCUUGGGAGGAAUCAAAACGCUCGUACCACUAUACCCGGGGCCUAUCCCAUGACUACACCCAAUGGCCCUGCUGGGGAACAGGAGGAUAUAUCAUCGCAACAAGAUCCAACACCGUGGGACAUCACUGGAUCGGUCCCAAACGACGAUGCGAAUGCUGGCAACCAAGGAGAAUCCAAUGACGCCGAUUUGGCUGUGGCAGACCCUGUCCCUUUUCAGGGGACGCUUGUGAGCGAUGACGACGAUCAGGAGGCAAGUGCCCAUUUUGUCAUCAUGGCAAAGCCAUUGGGAUUCCUUUCCAGGUGGCAGAAACCAAUUAUUGCUUGUGCCAUUCUAGCCAUUAUUAUUGGACUUGUGGUGGGUAUUACCUGUGGGUCAGGAGCUUGCUCAGAAGGAAAAGUUCAGCUUGUCACGCAGUCUCCAACAGCUGCUCCGACAGGAUCUCCUACGGCGUCACCCACUGCCAAUAUUUUGGGCACUCUCCCCCAAUACACAUUGAACGCCCUCGCGGACCCUACCACCAAUCAAUCUCUCGCCUAUCAAUGGGUCCUAGGCGACCCAGACCAUCAGACUUACUCAGAGUAUCGAUUGAUGCAGAGGUUUGUGCUGGCCAUGCUCUACGCUUCGAGGAAUGGAACGCUGCCUGACUAUGGCUCAAAUGAGUGCUUUUGGUUUGACGUCAACGCCACCAAACUUGAUCAAAUGGAUCCAUCGUAUACCGACGAAGCAUGCGCACAAGACGGCACAAUCGAGCUUCUGGUCCCUUUGCACGGCAGUGUGCGAGGGAAAAUUCCGCCAGAGAUGGGACUCGUGACUUCACUCCUCGCGAUUGAUCUCUCCGACCAGGAGAUUAGUGGAACCAUCCCGUCUUCAAUUGGCGACCUAACCCUUCUCCGCGAUCUCAACCUCGACAAUCUGGAACUUUCGUCAACACUGCCUACUGAACUUGGCAACUUAGCUUCGCUCCGCCGUUUCCAGAUGUUUGAUGGCAGCAUCACUGGGGAAAUUCCUUCAGAGCUGGGAAGAGCUUCGGGGCUCGUCCUUUUCAAUUUGACAGACGGUGAUCUUGAAGGCAGAGUCCCCUCAGAGAUUGGGUUGCUCACGAAUCUUUUUUACCUAGAUCUGACCCGAAACGAGUUGAAUUCCACAGUGCCCACGGAGAUUGGGCAAUGCCAAUCAUUGGCUUCAUUGAACAUUAGUUGGAACGAUCUCACAGGCGCGAUACCGAGUGAGAUCGGCCACCUGUCCAACCUUGUUGACUUCCAAAUCUUCCAAAACGAUCUGAGCUCCAGCAUCCCUACAGAGAUCGGGGAGUUGUCAAGCAUACAAGUUUUCAAUGUCGAGAACAACCGAAGAAUGGAGCUUGGGAUCCCAACGGAGAUUGGCAUGCUAAGCACUUUGAAAGAAUUCCAUAUCAUUGACAAUAACAACAUGUAUGGAUCCAUUCCCAGCGAGAUUGCCAGAUGCUCCAACUUGGAAAUAUUCAGAGCGAGAGAAACCAAGCUGUCUUUCACCAUUCCGAGCGAGAUUGGCCUGCUGAAGAAGCUAACAUUUUUUGACAUGUUGCACACUGCAAUCUUUGGGACAAUUCCAACUGAAGUUGGUGUGAUGAAGUCCUUGGUGAAUUUCAAUACCCGAGACACUACAAUCACGGGCCCGAUUCCAUCAACACUUGGGUUGCUAAAAGACUUGAACGAGCUUGACAUCAUCUCUUCUCUGAUGACAGGAACAAUCCCAACGGAGUUGGCAUUGACCAAACUAACUCGGCUCAGCUGCGUGAGAAACUUCUUCUCAGGAACCCUUCCAAGUGAGCUCGGAGUCUUGACGGAUAUGAGUGACUUCAACUUUGAAAACAAUUUACUCACAGGAAGACUGCCUUCGGAGCUUGGCAGAUACUCGAGUAAUUUGGAUUUCCUUGUUUUGCAUUUCAAUUCACUGACUGGGUCUAUUCCGUCCGAGUAUGGUUUAAUGACAACUGCCAAGAAAAUACAGUUGCACACCAAUCUGCUAACGGGCGAAAUCCCCGAUUUCUCUAACUUUACCGACCGGCUGGAGAAGAUUGAGCUGAGCAGGAACAUCAACCUGACCGGAUCGUUUCCUGACAACGUGUGUGGAAUUCGAGAGCUUUCAUUCAGCUGCGACCCCGACGUGCUUUGUGGCUGUUGGUGUCCUUGCAACUAAUAACUAGUUAGCCAGAAAGGGCUGACAUUUAUGCAUUGAGCAUUGGUACCCACUACAUGUAGUAGGCCGCCUCCUCUGUUUGAUGUUGCGUGCCACAGCUGCAUGCAUCCAAAAAUUAGACUACAGACAUGUCUAUAAUCGCAUCUAGCUAGCUUAGCAGAAUGGUUGGGUGUGGCCGUUCUAGGCAGUUCCGACAGUGUCCUUGGCGUCAAAGGUGAACCCAGCACCACUUUCUUUCCUGGUGUACCGGACCUCUCGGUAGUCAUCAGGGCCAGCUGGGAAGGCUCCCUUGCGAUUGUUUGUGGAGUGGUCAUAAAUCAUCUACGAGUGGCAGCAACGUAGAGGAAGAAACAAAAAGUCAGUAAGCAAAAAAGCACAUCACAACAAAUUUCGUCGCUGGUCCCAGAUAACAACGGUAGGCCCUUUACGUACCUGAUUGGUCGCAAUGUAGUCCUCCACAGAUUGAUCAUAGACACCCGCCAGUUUGGCCAUUUGUCGACAGUAGUCCCAUUGCUGUGCUCCCAGAUAAUGUGUAUCUUGGAUCCGGCCAUUUUGUGGUCCCUUGGCACCUCCCGACACGGCAUCCCGUUCGGCCGCUUGGAGUCGUUCUUCGAGCGGUGGAAGUUGAUUGUUGUGGACCGUGUAUUGGGCAUGUACCGCUUCGGCUUGGAACUCGACUUCGGGAAAGGGUACCACACUGUGUGGAAUGCCCAAAAAAGAUACCGUAGGAUACCGUGCAUGCCACAGCUGUUCGUAAAGUGGCAUGACCCGUCGUUCUCCCGGAACACACUGGACUGGUUCAUCAUCAUUGUUGUCAUUGUUGUUGUUGAGAAAGGGGAAAUCAUAGUCGUAUCCCGUGCAGAAAAUGAUACAAUCCACCGUGGGAAAGAGUGUAUUGCAAUUUUGAAACUGCGCGGUUCCGUCUUCUUGAAUUCCCACCGUCAAUGGCACCCAGGUGAUAUUAUCGAG